AUGAAUUUAAAAAGUGUUAAGGAUAAAGUUAUAAAAGUUAGACCAGAUAAAUUUAUUGAGGAUUCAGAAGAAAAUGCGCCAUUUGAAAGAAUUUUACCAAAAUUAGGAACGGUUGCCGCUCACUUAAUUCCUGAUAAGGUAAUUUUAGAUCAAAAAUCAAAUCUUUUUGAUUUAUCUAUUUUAAAACUACACUUUUUCAAUCAAGGAAAAUUAAGUUUAAAACAACUAUCUCUUUUAUUAAAAACUUCAUCUGAAAUUACAAUUUUAGAGCCUAAUUUACUGUUGAUUGAUGGUCCAACUUAUGUAAUUGGUGACACACAUGGACAGUUUUAUGAUUUAAUGACAAUAUUAGAUGAAAUUGAUAUUAGUAAUUUAAAACAUAACGUGUUGUUUUUAGGUGAUUAUGUAGAUAGAGGAAGUUUUUCAGUUGAAGUUUAUCUUUUUCUAAUGUUACUUAAAACACACUAUCCUAAACAGGUUUUUAUAUUACGAGGUAAUCAUGAAUCAUUAAGUAUGACUUCUUAUUUUACUUUUAAAAGUGAAGUUACUUCCAAAUACGGUAUUGAGGCUUAUGAUCUUUUUUUAAAUUCUUUUAAUACUCUACCAAUUUGUGCAAUUAUUCAAAAUGAUAUUUUUUGUUCUCAUGGUGGAAUACCUUCUAAAUUUAAAAAUAUUUAUGAUAUUGAUAAAAUUGACAGAUUUAGAGAAAUUCCUACUAAUGGACCCAUUUGUGAUUUAUUAUGGUCUGAUCCAAAUCCAAAAUUUACUACAAAAUCAUCAUUUAUUCCUAAUCAUCAAAGAAAUUGUUCGGUUUUUUACUCUUAUAAUGACGUCAUCAAUUUUUUAAAAAAUAACAAUUUAAAAGGUAUUUUUAGAGCACAUGAAGUUCAGGAAGAGGGUAUAAAAUUUUUAGAUAAUUAUAAUAACUUUCCAUCUGUAACUAUAAUAUUCAGUGCACCCAAUUACUGUGAUAUUUAUAAUAAUACAGGAUGUUUUAUACUUUAUGAUAAAAAAAUUAAAAAAGUUUUUAAUGUUGAUGCAGUUAAACAUCCAUUUAUAUUACCAAAUUUUCAAAACGGAAUAUCAUGGAGUCUUCCAUUUAUAGUUGAAAAGUCACUAUUGUAUGCGUUUGAUUUUAGUGAUUCGAUAAGUACUUUGAUGAAUUUUUUAACAUCAUCCUCAUCAACUUCUACAACAAAUGUUAUCCAAGCGGAACUAUUAGAAUCAACAACAACUAAUUUAACAAGAAUAGAAGAAGUGAUAGAAAAAGAAGUAGAUAAAGAAGAAGUUUUAAAGAAAGUAGUUUUAUUGAGAUCUGAAAGGGAAAAUAUAGACGAGUUUAUAGAUGAAGAAUCAGCAGUUGAUUGUUGUGCUUUACAUUUAACAGAACCAGAAAUAGAAACAUAUGAUGAGGCAGUAGAUGCAGAUAAAAAAAAUGAACAAGUUAAGAAAGAAAAAGAUAUUGAAUUAAUAGAAGAAUUACAAGAUGUUCCACCAUCAUUAUUAACACAAAAUUUAAAAGAUUUAGAAAAUUUGAAUGAUUUAGAAUUAAAUAAAGAUAAAUCAGAUAAUUAUAAUUUGAUAACUUCAAAUGAAAAUGAUAAAGAAAUUAUUAAUAACGAUAAAGAAAUUAUUAAUGAUGAUAAAGAAAUUAAAGAAAUGUCAAAAUUAUUAAAUGAAAAAUUAAAUUUAAAAAAUGAAGAACAAAAUUUAAAAUCAAAAAAGAAUCCUAAGAAUGAUGAUUCAGAUUUGGAUUCAACUAACAAAGGAAAAUUUAUGAAUUUAUUUUGA
Hepatospora eriocheir is the source of this 1791-nucleotide messenger RNA. NCBI's taxonomy places the organism in Eukaryota, Fungi, Microsporidia, Hepatosporidae. The record is from the annotation of a GenBank genome assembly.